This is a messenger RNA of Danaus chrysippus (African queen), 1032 nucleotides long. The record is from the annotation of a GenBank genome assembly. Lineage: Eukaryota; Metazoa; Arthropoda; Insecta; Lepidoptera; Nymphalidae.
AUGUACAAUUCAGACACUGUUUACUCGACAACAACCUUCCGACCCAUUUCAGCUUCCCCUACAUUCGAACAACCAAUUAGGACAAGAAAAUUAGAAACACCCCUCCACUUCGAUGGAGGACUGUUUUCUGAUAUAAGAAGCACGGACGGCAAGUUACUGAGCAAAGUUACCGUCGACCGAGUGAGUAGCUCCACACGCCGCGACGUGAUCGAAACACCGCACGUCUUACACACAGAAGACGGUUUUGGAAACAGAGACUUCGUAGACGACAUCGUGAAAACUGAAAAAGUUACCAACGAAGAUAUCAUCAAAGUAAAAUUCACUCCCGUACGCCGAGAACUAGAUUCGUUACCAUCGUUACCAUCGUGGUCCAUAAGCAAUGGAUCGGAGUUCAAACCAACGUCUAGAGUUGAUUAUCUCAACAACGAUUACGAAGACUUGCAGAGCUACAAAAUCGUCAAUUCUCUGUGCAAACAAACGAUUUCGGAUCAUCUAGAGACAGAAACGGAUAAAGAAAUGUUGGUCGCGAACGUUCCUACGGACAGAGGACACAGUCCUUUAGCAAAUUUCGUUAUUUCUGAUCAUUUGAUUAAAAUAGAAAACUAUUUGCAGGAAAGUUUGGAUAUUUGUUCAGAAACUAAAAGUCUGGCUGAAGCCAGAUUAACACCUGAAAUAAUAUCAACGUCUUCGAAAUCAGAAAAAGAAUCUGUAAGAGAGGAAAUCGGUUUCGAGGAUCAUAAAGACCAAUAUAAGGCUUCAGCAUCCAACACUGAUACAAUAAGUCCUGUUAAAAGUUACCAAACAAAUGAUGUUAGUUAUUAUCAUGAUGAUAUAAAAGAUCAAACCGAAAAUCAUCACAAAAAGUCUAAACUAAACAGUGUCAAAACAACAAAACCGGGUAUAAUCACCGCUAUAUAUAAUAUGCCCAUGCACUAUCAUGCAGCCAUGAUAUGUUUUUUGUUGAUUGUAUAUAACCUGUUUCAUCAGUACAUUAAGCAAAACAUCGACGGAAAGAAUCGCUUUAUAAAUUAG